GGUCAGGAACGUAUGGCCGUCCCGUUGCUAGAACACGGCAGCGCCAAACAUUUCACUGACUACUGCUUCCUCAACUUGGGCCAAUACAGAGCUGGACUUGCUCAACGUCUGAAAAUCAAGUCUGGAUCAGUACCAACUCUCCUCGGCUCAGCUACAAACCUCGAAAAGGCCAGCUCAUCAAGUGCUUACAUUCAGCAGCUUCUCUCAAGGGAUGUUGCCUGCCAGACGGAAAACCUGGAAACGCAUAUUUGUAGGCACAAAGCUAUCCUUAAAGUCUAUGCAGCCCCAUUUUAAAAGUGAAGAAGACUGCGAUGCCUUUGGAGACCGUAGCACUCAGUGUGGCGCCACCUCAGAGAUUCUGGGUGUGGUCGCCCCUGGCUCCUCCCACUGGUCCAGUCGCUGCGAGGAAUUGGUGCAGACUCCAGACACCAUUUCAAUCAAGGUUGAAGAGGAUAUUGGUGGAGGCUUGCCCGCUGUGGAAGACUGCGAUGCCUUCGGAGACCGUAGCACUCAGUGUGGCGCCACCUCACAGAUUCUGGGUGUGGACGCCCCUGGCUCCUCCCACAUGUCCAGUCACAGCGAGGAACUGCUGCAGCAGACCCCAGACACCAUUUCAAUCAUGGUUGAAGAGGAUAUUGGUGGAGGCUUCCCCGCCCUAGAAGACGUCAAUGACAUCACAGACUGCAGCACGCAGCGCGGCGCCACCUCGGAGAGUCUGCGUCUGGAAGCCCCUGGCUCCUCCCACAUGUCAAGUCACAGCGGGGAGUUGCGCAUCCUGACCGUUUACGGACAAUGGGAGGGGCCACUGGCGGUGAACGUCCAUAACACCCUUUUUGCCGCGUCAGAACCGGAGGCCUUGAGCUCGCUGUCCGCUGACCACAGCGUGGCCAAGAGCCUGAACUGCAGCGUGCGGCUCGUCCGCCUUGAGGAGCUGACUGGGCAGCAGGGCGGCCGCAAGGGCCGGCCCGGUGUCUUUUGUGGAAAGGUUAUUCCCAACAAGGCGAAUAUGAUCGUCCACAUGAGGACCCACAACGACAAGAAGCCCUACAAAUGUGACAAAUGCACAAAGCGCUUCGGUGAUAGCUAUGCCCUGAAGAUCCACAUGAGAACUCACUCUGGGGAGAAGCCCUACAGGUGUGACCAAUGCAUGAAGUGCUUCAGUCUGAAAGACACCCUGAAUAAACACAUGAGAACUCACUCUGGGGAGAAGCCCUACAGGUGUGACCAAUGCAUGAAGUGCUUCAGUCUGAAAGACACCCUGAAUAAACACAUGAGGAGUCACUCCGGGGAGAAGCCCUACAAGUGUGAGCAAUGCAGUAAGCGCUGCAGUCGGAGAGAUGCCCUAAAUAUCCACAUGAGGACUCACUCCAGCGAGAAGCCCUACAAGUGUGACCAAUGCAUGAAGUGCUUCAGUCUGAAAGACACCCUAAAUAUCCACAUGAGGACUCACUCCGGCGAGAAGCCCUACAAGUGUGACCAAUGCCAGAUGCGCUUCAGUCAGAAUAACAUCCUGAAGAACCACCUGAGGACUCACACCGGCGAGAAGCCCUACAGGUGUGACCAAUGCCCGAAGUGCUUCAGUCUGAAAGGCAGCCUGAAGAUCCACCUGAGGACUCACUCUGUGGUGAAGCCCUACAAGUGUGACCAAUGCACGAUGCGCUUCAGUCAGAAAGGCACCCUGAAGAUCCACAUGAGGACUCGCUCUGGGGAGAAGCCCUACAAGUGUGACCAAUGCACGAUGCGCUCCAGUGACAAAGGCACCCUGAAGAACCACAUGAGGACUCACUCCGGUUAGAAGCCCUGCGCGUGUCUGCAGUGCAACGGCAGCUACAGCGACCCAAGCAAUUUGAGUGUGCACAUGCUCAAGCACACGGGCAAUGGGGUGCUUUCACACAGGGUAACGAGGCAAGAUUGAGACCUCUGUCCGGUAUUUGUCGAAAUUACUGCUUUUAGUUUUCCUUUCAUCAUGAUUAAACACUUUCCAGCUUUUGA
Molecule: messenger RNA, 1992 nt
Organism: Gadus morhua (Atlantic cod)
Lineage: Eukaryota; Metazoa; Chordata; Actinopteri; Gadiformes; Gadidae
Product: zinc finger protein 25
Exons: 7
Coding region: 212-1795 (527 amino acids)
Biological process (GO): regulation of transcription by RNA polymerase II; embryo development
Cellular component (GO): nucleus
Molecular function (GO): DNA-binding transcription factor activity, RNA polymerase II-specific; RNA polymerase II transcription regulatory region sequence-specific DNA binding
Source: RefSeq, a predicted model, not a curated record